This is a messenger RNA of Emiliania huxleyi CCMP1516, 995 nucleotides long. RefSeq lists its product as hypothetical. The transcript has 2 exons. Lineage: Eukaryota; Haptophyta; Isochrysidales; Noelaerhabdaceae. The record is from RefSeq and is a predicted model, not a curated record. The coding region runs from base 37 to 264 and encodes 75 amino acids.
GCUAGCAUCGCCGCUCUCUGGGCCGCGCCGCCACCAAUGGCGCAUAUUCCCCACGCGGUGGGCCACGCUGCCGACCCGCGCGCGCAGCUGCCGCCGACCAACUUGCCGCUCAGCGUCGACCACCACUUGACCGCCGCCCUCGAGCCCUUCUACGGCACCGGCGCGGCAGGCGGCUCACCUCCGCCCGCAGGCACAGACUGGUCGUGGGAGGCCGAUGCGGCGGAGCAGCUCGCGCUCGCCAUGGGCAGCCACCACCUCUCGUGAUUUCGCGAGGCUAGCGCGGCUCUCUCGCGCCCCCGCUCCGAAGACUGAUCUGUGAAGGACGGGCCACGCCCACGGGACCACGUUCUCUAUCGCCCGCUCCGCCCCAUCCCCUGCCGCGCUCCGAGUUUAACCCCUAAACGGCUACCGAAACGGGGUGCCCGGAAGGGCGAUAUCACGGCGGCCUAACUGUGCCUCCGUGCGCUCGCCACAUACCCCCUGCUGCCCGAGGGUCGUGUUAGCACUUUAUUGGGCACAUACAGAGGCGGUGGGAAGCCACCACGUUCCCUUUAAAUUUUCCGCCACAGAGCUCCGGAGCGCGCUCUGCAGACUGCACGAGCUCCUGGAGGACGCGGUUUCGUCUUUCGAUCCCAGACGGUCGUCGCACGUCGGCGCCCCAGUGAGGUCCGCCGUCAUAGGUGUAGCACGCUACUAGACACACUGCCUCCAAGUUGAGCGGUGGAAAAUUGUGACGAAGCCACGCACCGAAGCGCCGGCGUCCCUCUGGCAAUCUGCCACCGACAGCAACACACGCCUUUGAUCACCGGCUGCUUGCGCUCCGCAUACUCUCCAGAAGCUGUUGGUUGUGUGGCUGGUACUACUUCUAUCAGCCUUCCUCAUGCACAAUGUUGCCGUUGAGCUACGAGGCUGCAACCCGUCGUCAUUUGAGUUUGCUGCCAGCCACACACAGCGCGUCCCUGCUGCACGAAUGGUUGGACAGGUGUGAACAACAC